Molecule: messenger RNA, 3450 nt
Organism: Plasmodium vinckei vinckei
Lineage: Eukaryota; Apicomplexa; Aconoidasida; Haemosporida; Plasmodiidae
Product: DNA gyrase subunit A, putative
Exons: 2
Coding region: 1-3450 (1149 amino acids)
Biological process (GO): DNA topological change
Cellular component (GO): DNA topoisomerase type II (double strand cut, ATP-hydrolyzing) complex
Molecular function (GO): ATP binding; DNA topoisomerase type II (double strand cut, ATP-hydrolyzing) activity; DNA binding
Source: RefSeq, a predicted model, not a curated record
AUGGAAUAUAAAAAAAUAAUAAUUCUUAAAUUAUUAUUUUUAUUAAUAACAAAUCCAGAUUGUUUCUUUGUAAAAAAUGAAAAGAUUAACAUUGUGACUAGCAGUUCUCCGCUUUUUCUAAAUAACCAAGGUCCUUACAAUAGGUCCUUAAGAGCAUAUACAAACAGGUGGCAAAAAAAAACGGAGCUAAACUAUGCACAAAGUAAUAAACGGUUCGAAGGUAUAUUCCCCAAUACGGAUAAAAUAAAAAAAGAGAAAAAGCAUUUUCUUCUGUUUGGGAAAAAAAAAAACACUAAAAGUGAAGUAGCAGAGGAGGAAAUUCCCAAAACAGACGAGACAGUAGAAAACUUCUUUGAAAGCCAAAACAAAAAACUAAUAAAAGGUGAAUAUUAUGAUGUUGAAAUAUGUGAACUAUUAUCUAAAAGUUUUUUAUCCUAUGCCAACUUUUUAAUUCUUAAUCGAUGUUUAUGUGAUUAUCGAGAUGGUUUAAAAACAGUGCAAAGAAGAAUUAUAUGGAGUAUGUAUGAAAUAAAUAAAGGGUCUGAUAAAAAAAGUUAUAAAAAAUGUGCAAGAAUUGUAGGAGAAGUUAUUGGAAAAUAUCAUCCACAUGGUGAUAAAAGUGUUUAUGAUGCAUUAGUAAGAUUAGCACAAAAACAUCAUAAUAAUAAUGUAUUAAUAAAUGGGUAUGGUAAUUUUGGAUCUGUUGAAUAUAAUGCUGCUGCUAUGAGAUAUACAGAAGCUAGAAUAUCUGAUUUUUGUUAUGAUGUAUUAUUAGAUGAAAUAAAUGAUGAAAAUGUUGAUUAUAUAAAAAAUUUUGAUGGGAAUGAAAAAGAACCUAAAGUAUUAUGUAGUAAAAUUCCACUUUUAUUAAUUAAUGGUUGUUCAGGUAUUGCUGUUAGUAUAUUAACAAAUAUCCCAAGUCAUAACCUUGUUGAUGUUAUUAAUACAUCUAUAAAUUUUUUAAUAAAUGAUAAAAUAACGAAUGAUGAAUUAUUUAAUAUAAUUAAAGGUCCAGAUUUUUCAACAGGGGGAAUAAUAAUAACAAAAAAAGAUACACUAAGAAAUAUCUAUAAUACCGGAAAAGGUAGUAUAGUAAUAAGAAGUAACGUAUUUUAUGAAUAUGUUCAUAAUAAUAAAACAUAUACUCAUCAUAUAAAUGAAUUAAGUAAUUUAGAAAAUCUAGAAUCCGAUAAUAAAAGUAGUAAAAAACUUAUUAUAAAAAAUUUACCACCAAAUGUUAAACCAAAUGAAUUGAUUGAAAAUAUUGUGACUGUAUUAAAUGAAAGAAAAAAUGAACAUGAUAAUAUUUUAUCGAAAAUUAGAGAUGAAAGUGAAAAAAAUGAAAUGAGAAUAGUCCUUGAAUUAAGAAAACAUAGUCAAAUUGAACAAAUACAUAAUUUUGUUUCUUUUCUAUUUAAAUAUACACCUAUGGAAAUUAAUUAUCAUUGUAAUUUUGUGUGUAUAGGUUAUGAAAAUAGUUAUACCCAAUUUUCUUUAAAAUCAUUUUUACAAUUAUGGUGUGAAAAUAGGAUAAAAUUUAUUAAAAAAAAUUAUCAAAUUAAAAAUAAUAAUUUACAAAAAGAACUUAAUAUUAUAGAUCUUUAUUUAACUAUCCAAAAAAAAAUUCUUGAUAUUAUUUCAUUUAUACAUAAAAAUCAAAAUAUUGAACAGAUUCAAAAUUAUUUAAAAUCAAAUUUCAAAUUAAAUGAUGACCAAAUUAAAUAUAUAUUAUCUAUGAAAAUACAAAAAUUAGUAAAUAUAAAAAAUAUAGAUUUUGAUAUACAAAAAAAAAAUAUCAUUAAAAAGAUCCAAUCAAAUCAGUAUAUAAUUGAUCAUGUUCAAGAAAUUAAACAAAUUAUAAUAGAUGAAUUAAUACAAAUAAAAAAUAAAUAUGCCCUUAAAAAAAGUCUCUUACCACAACCACAACUUAAGUAUAAAUAUGCUUAUAUAAAUGGACCUCCAAACUUGAUGCAUCCCUAUCAAAAAUCGGACGAGGGCGAUACAAAAAGUACUGAGGUUAAAUUUGUUACUGAAAAGGUGGAGGAGAAAGAAGGUGGGCAACCCGACGAUGCGGCAAGUCCCAAAGAUGAUAAUACACUAGAACCGGAUGAAAAGAAAAAGGCAAAAAAAAAUGAAUUAAAAAAUGAAGUACAAGCUGGCGUACAAAAUGACCCACAAAAUGAUAAUUACAGGAAUACAUACAUCGAUUCUCUAGACACGACGUUUAAAGAUAUAUACAACAAUGACGAUGUACUAAUUUUAAUAACCUAUGGGGGAUAUAUAAAAAAAAUAAAGAUAAAUGAUAAGCUAAAAAAUAAUGUAAAUAAUAUUAUGAAGUUGUCUAAUGCUAAAUAUAUUUUAAAAGAAAUUGAAGAAGCAAAAAAUGGAAAAAAACAAAUUGAUGAAAACAUAGUAGAUGAUAGUUCUUCGGAAAAUGAUGAAGAUUUAUAUAAAAGUAACAAAAAUAAUUUGGCUAGUAACAAUAUUAAUACAUAUAAAAUAAAAAAAGGAAUACUUUGUAAAAAUAAAGAUAAAAUAUUAGUUACAGAUAAACAUAAUAAAGCAUAUCUUUUAAAUGUUUCUGAAAUACAAACCUCAUUAUAUGACUCUAAAGGAAUUCCGAUAAGCCAAUUAAUAAAAUGCUCAACAACUAUAACAGGAUUAGCUAAAUAUGAACAGGAUAAAAAAUAUUUAAUUGUUUGUAGUGAAAAUGGAAAAAUGAAAAUAAUAAAUAAUGAUGUAUUUUUAAAAAAAAAAAAAAAAGGAAUAAAACUUUUUAAAAAUAAAAAAAAUAUAUUUUUUAAUUAUUGCAAUUCUAAUGAUAAUUGUAUAGUAGGAACAAAAAAUGGAUAUAUAAUACAAUUCCCUUUAAGUAGUUUAAAAAUUUCAAAAAAAAAUUCGUUAGGAAAUAAAUGUAUGAGCUUAAAAAAAGAUGAUAAGGUUAUUGAUUUAAUAUCUUAUGAAAAUAAUCCAGAAAAUCUUAAAAACCUUAAAAUUAUUUUCCUUUCAAAAAAUGGACAUGGGAAAAUGAUUGGUCUAGAUGAGAUCAAAGUUCAAAAAAAAAGAGGAAAAGGAUUUAAAAUCAUGAAAUUUAAAAAAAGUAAAAAGAAAAAAAACACUUUACUAAAUAAAGACAACAAAUUGAAUGAUACAAAAAAAAAUAUAUCUGAUAAAGUAGAAGCUGAAAAUAAGCAAAAUGAAUUACAACAACAAGACGAUGACAAGGAGAGUGACAUUGUUACUAGUUCGGAUUCCGAUGAAUUAUUAGGAUUUAAAUUAUAUGACACAAGAACAAAAAAAGAAAAUGAUUUACUUAUUAUGAUCACUGAUCAUGCUGUACUUAUAAGAAAAAAUAUAUCCUUAUUGAAACACAAAAAUAGAAAACAUUCAUCUCAAAUUUAUGCUAAAUUAAGUAAAAUGAAUAAACUCAUGUAUUUUGAUAUUUUAUAA